UUGGAUUCUGUUUCCCUGGAGCGCGAGCGGUUUGUGGCGGAGCCGCGGGCGGAGGGUGAGUGAGUGAGUGAAACCCGGAUCAGAGCGAGUGAAACUGGAACCAGGAAUGAGCUGCGCCGAAGAGAAACGAGUCGCCGGUCGAAGGAAGAAGAACAAACGGGGGUCUGGAAACGGCGGCAGCAGCAGCAGCGCAGUCCCGGGAGAGAGCCGCAGCCCCAGUCCGGCUGAGGAAGCGCCGAGCCCGGCGCAGGGCGAGCAGCCGCGGGCGGGGAUGGAGCCGGGCCCAGGCUGGAGCGGGGAGCAGAGCAAUGAAUUAAUGAAUGACGGAUUCUCCUGCCAACUCAAUGGAUGCAUCAAUAGUAAACUUAAAAAGCCAUCCCUUGCUGUCCACCAACCAGCAAAAGACUGUUGUUUGUUGUGCCACCAUGAACGUAAAGACUGGGGAACACAACAGAAUGGGAUUGUGGACCUAAAGAAGUUGGCACAUUCGGUGCCUGCAUUGACACAUGGCCUGCUUGAGCGCAUGCCACUUUGGAUAUGCCAGACCUGUCAAAGAAGAGUUGAGGAAGAGGAGCAACGGGCCAUACUUGAACAAACCCUUACGGUGGGACAAGGUGAAUGUCAGGCACAUAACGAAGAGGUGACCGAUGACUCAGUGAGAACAAUGGCAGAAGGAGAUGCAGUCUCAAAUCCACACAGGUUACCAACAGAAAAAUGUCACCACUCCACAAUCCACUGCUGCCAUCAAGUGCAUAGGCAGACAUUGGUAUCCAAUAAUCCUCAUCAACAACAGCUACAGCAACUUCAGCCAUGCACAGCCACUCCAAAUGGCACAUGUACUAAGGAAUCAAGCAGGGUAACUAGUGAUUGUUCAAGAUCGCCCUCCUGUGUCUCUGUAAAAACCAGUUCUGUGCAAUGUAAGAACAUGUCCAGAAGGCCAACGCCACCAGGUGGAGAGUUCCACUGCUCAGAAGAUCACAGGUAUUCUGUCCUAGCGGCACCUCCCAACAGUCCCACUGGCCUGUCCUCCCAUCAGCAUCCUCUUACGGCACCAAAGUCUCCUCCUCAAGUUAUUAAUGAGCCAACGGUUUCCAGUCAUCAACAUGGACAUGCAACUUCUACAACCUCAUGCACCAUGCCACACACCACUGUAACCUCCACUAAUUCAAAUCGGCGACCAUCAAUGACAUCUGGUAUCUCGCAAGUUCUGCCUCAUAUACCCAAGACCUCUGCAGUUGCUGUGACAACUGCUCCAUCUCCAGAUGUGUCCUUGAUUUCAAAAACCUCUGCUGCUGUUUCAACAGGUGUGCUUGUGACUCCAGUGCCUCCAAGUGCUAGCCCUCAUAUUUCUAACAAUGGGUUAGCUUCUUUCCCAAAGACUACAGCAGCUUCCCCUAUUUGCACCAGCCACUAUAAUGGAGCUUGCCCAGUAACAGCUUCACCAAACCUGGCUGCACCAGGCAAUGGCGUCUGCAGGGACCAGUCAUGCAAGAGUCGUCUGUGCACAAAUGAAACUGCCUACAGCCCCACACAGAUGCACAAUGCAGAUGAAAGUCUGGAAGAAGAUGAUAGCUGUUCAGAACACAGUUCAUGUACAUCUCAUACUGCCAAUCAGAAAGAAGGAAAAUACUGUGAUUGUUGUUAUUGCGAGUUCUUUGGUCAUGGACCGCCUCCUGCAGCUCCAACAAGUAGAAAUUACACUGAAAUCCGGGAGAAGCUAAGGACGCGGCUGACGAAACGCAAGGAGGAGCUCCCGCAAAAAUCGAGCAGUGGGUCCAUCCGGGAACCACCAGUGGAUGAAAGGAAUGUUGAAGAUCUGUUAAACUACAUCAACAGCUCAGAACAGAAACCAGUCAACAGUGCCAAAGCGGCCAAACGAGCACGGCACAAGCAGAAAAAGCAGGAGAAAGCCCGUUCAGAGGUUUGUGAUCAAAGACCAGAGAAACCAUGUCCAUCUACAAUGCAUAUUCAGGAUCUGGAGAAAGUUUCUGUGAUAAAUCAACAUAUCCAAGAGGGUAUAGAAGAGAAAGUCUUGAUAUUCAACCAGCAUGUUCAAGAAGAUAUAGAGGAGAAAGUUUCAAAGCUCAACCAGCAUAUGCAAGACGAUAUAGAAGAGAAACUGAAUCAGCAAGAGCUAUGGCACCAGGUGGAAUUGCAGCGAGUGAGCAGCAUCUUAACCACCAGACUGGAGCAGCUUAAAGACCGAAUCAGAGAUUCCAUCAAAGCAAACUUCAAUCUAUGUGAUCUGCCCAAGGAUGACUUUCCAGAGCUGACAUCUGUGGAGAAGGGUUUACUGAUAGACAGCAAUGGCAUCGUGGACAAAGAAGAAACAAGAAUAAUAGAUCAUCAGAAACUCAAUUUGAACUUGUCCUUAACAACACCAGGGAUUGUGCAGAAUCAUUUGUUGAAUGGAAAUAAGCAUGCAGUUACCACAGACGAUGAGCACAAUGGCUCUGAUAUGGUUUUACAGGAAAAUUCAUUAGGAAAGAAAUCAAAGGGCAGCUGUUCAUUACCUUCAAAGGCUGAAAAUAUUUCCACACUACGAACGGGGGACGCUGGUGCAGUAGUACUGCAUAAACCAACCACAGAAUCGAAAAUGACACAACAAACAUCAAGGAGUGGGAAACAACCAAGGCAGCCCAGGCAUCAGACUUCUGAGGAGACCAAGGGCAAAACCAUGGUUUCAAGAAAAGAGCACGAAUACUCCUCAGCUCCCAAAAUGCAGAGUUCCAAACAGCAUGUAUCUACUGCCAAACACAAGACAAACCAGAAUCACGAUGGCAAGUCAGUAGAGACUUCAAAGACCAUGAUUGCUAAAUACGAUGAGCUCAGGCAAGGCAAAUGGAAGGGAGUCAGUGUUCUUGGCAACUCUGAAACUGGUGAUGACAGGAAAUGUAACACUAAAAUUUCAAGUACUGAGAAGGUGGAAGGCUCUGAAACUAGAGCAGUCAAAGAAGAGCAACAAAUGACAACUGACUUGUCUCAGUCAAAAGGCAAGAACAAGAAAGGAAAAAAGAAGAAACACGACAAGACCAACAACUGUGUUGCACUGAGAACUGAUGAACAUGCUGAAGGUCAGGACAGUGUGAUGGCUUCCCCUGGUAUUCCAAGACCCAAACAUAGCGAUGAUGUGUUCCUUCCCAAAGACAUUGAUCUUGACAGCGUGGAGAUGGAUGAGACAGACCGUGAGGUGGAACAUUUUAAGAGGUUUUGCCUUGAUUCUGCCAAGCAGACAAGGCCAAAGGUCUCUGUAAACUGGUCUAACUUUAGCCUGAAAAAGGGUCCAAGUACAGCUCACUGAAGAUAGCACCACAAUCCUGCCCAAUGAAAACUGGAAUUGUCCUGCAGUUAACACAUUCCUUACUGUAAUGGGUAUUGGCCUGCUCUCCCAACUCAAAUCAAUUUGCUGUGAUGUAUAAACAACUUGCUGUGAUGUCAUCCACAACCAGUGCCUUAGCCAGAAGAAGUGCACAUUUCUAACUGGGUGGCACAAUUAUCUCUUGGGUUGGUUUAUUGUGCUUUAUGGUCAUUGUGAGAAAUUGUUUGUCAAUAGUUCUGACACCAGUGGAGCAAGUCUGAAUUUCAGUAGAAACCAAUAACAAUUUUAUAGAUGGACAACUGAUUUUUCCUAAAUGUUUUUUUGGGGGAAGAGUCAGAUGAAAUGUGGCGUAGGAUUUUAUUUUUGUCUGUCAAAGAGACAAUAAGAUGAUGCAGACAAUUUUCAUGGCACUUAUGAAAGGGAUUGAAAUUUAUCUGUACCUGUGAAUUAUUAUGGGAUUGACUUUUAGGAGAAUAUUAUACUCUUAAUUAUAAGCAAAAUCAGCCAGCAUAAAUAUCAAAUAAAAUAUUUCACUACUCAAAUUUUGCACCGCCAUGAGUGUAGCUUUACCUAGUCCCCUGUGGCAAGAAAUGUAUGGCAAGUACUGUCUUGGAAAAGUUUAGUGAGAAGGGCUGUAAAGGUGGCCUGUAGAUACAGUGGUCAUUGCUACAUGCUUCAGCGAUAUAGCAAAGACAACAAUCGAUGCCUUUGGAUUUUCUGUAAUAAACUGCAUUUAUUAAUGCAGUCUAUCUCCCCAGCUCUAAAUCUGAGACACUUACAUGUGUAUUUUUAGAAUUAAAAAUAAAUAGAGGGUGGUGAGCUAAGUUUUUAUCAUUACUUUGAAAACUGACAUCUAAGUUAGAGUAUCCUGCCUGUUUUCCUGGAUAAGUGCAUAAAUAAGCCUCAUUAUGAAACUCUGAUGAAAUUGAGUAAUGGUUAGGGAUAUAAAUUGCUGUAGUUCCCAGUAAAACUAGCAUUUCAAAUUAACUUGGAAGGAAAAUAUUCACACUUUUUUUUGUCUGUCUUUAGGUAUAUUACCCAGCUGUAUUGUUGACAACAGUUAAUUGAAAACCCAAACUGUAUGCUAUAAAGAAAUACAACUUGAGGCUAAUAGCAUUGUAAUUAAUUGUGCAAUGUGCCCAUUAUAGGUCAGUGUCAUAUACUUCAAUUAAAAUCCUUAUUUCAGCAUUUUUAUUCCAGUUAAAAGUUGUCUUUCUGCCUAAUCAUAGCAGCAACUCAAAGGUGCACAUUCCCUAUUUUAAUGAAUAUCUUUUUUUAAAGCAACUUUUGGCACCAAACCAAUAUGGAUUGUUAGUCCAUUUGGAGCGUAAAUUUCUGAUAACCGUAAUCUGCUGCGUUGAGUACCAGUGUUAGUUACAAAUAACUUGGUUAUGAUCUGAAAAUCCCGUGUUACCAAUGUACUGUGGUUGGAAAUGAUGAGCAAAAAAGAAGUGUUGCAUCUUUAAAAGGAAAAGUUGCAGCUACCAUUUUUAAUUACAGCAUGAGGGUAAUAGAGCUUGUCUUCAGUUUGUGUGAUCAUCUAAUCAAUUGUGGUGCAGUGCUGUUCUCAUAUAGCAAAUUAAUUGCACAAUGAUCUUGUACAAUGAUCAGACACUUUGAUCACAAGUCCAUUUAAAUUGCAUUCAGUCCAAGUGCUGCAUGUGUCUGCUAACAUUUGAGCACACUUUUAAUCUGAUCUCCUAGGCUAUUUCUUGUAGACGCGAUGCUAAAAUUAAUUUAAAAUUAAUUCUCCCUUCCUUUUUUAAUUAAUCCUAAUCCUUGAAUUGCUGCCACGUCCCAGCCAAGUAUAAUAGUGUAAUUGCCAGAAAGGAAGAAAAAGAUUUGGGCCAUGUAGUAUCUUCAUGGUGAGUAAAUAUUAACUGCUGAAAUUAAUGGUGACAACCAGCUGGUUGGUAUCUUCUGUAAGUCAUGGAAUAGACCACAUUUUACAGUGUGAUAUACUGUAAGUUAAAGGCUUCCUACUACACCACCAUAUUGGAGUGUGUAGUGG
Molecule: messenger RNA, 5330 nt
Organism: Carcharodon carcharias (great white shark)
Lineage: Eukaryota; Metazoa; Chordata; Chondrichthyes; Lamniformes; Lamnidae
Gene: fam193b
Product: family with sequence similarity 193 member B
Exons: 12
Coding region: 107-3301 (1064 amino acids)
Cellular component (GO): nucleus; cytoplasm
Source: RefSeq, a predicted model, not a curated record